AUGAUUAUGCAGACACCGAGAUGCCUAAUUGCUAAGCCCUGGAAUCGAACUGUCCGGGACGACACUAAAGUUGUCCACCGGUCAAGGUGGAGGGAAAAAGACUCGAUGGGCAAUGCUGGCGCUUCAGCCCAGUUGAUUAAACGGCAAGGAGACAACUGUUUCGGAUUACCGCUUGAGGGCCGACGGCGAGUGCUGUCCACGCCCGACAGAAGCGCUGCAUACAGGAGUCUGACGGAGAGAGUAACCAAUCAGCCUGAGACCGCAAAUGUGACCCUAGGAAAAGUCGGCCUGACCAAAGGGUGCUCACAUGAUUACGCCGGCCGGCAGGCCUGCCUGCCUGCCUGCAUUGUUGUUAGGCCGUGGGGAAAGAUAAGGCAGAUGCCCAAAAAGGGGCCUUGUCCAGGUCACGAGUCCCACUUCCAGCAAUCCGCACACCUUGGUCAGUUCGCUUAG
Molecule: messenger RNA, 453 nt
Organism: Protopolystoma xenopodis
Lineage: Eukaryota; Metazoa; Platyhelminthes; Monogenea; Polystomatidea; Polystomatidae
Source: the annotation of a GenBank genome assembly